AUGUCAUUGUUGUCGGGGAAGAAGAGAAACAGAGAGAUAACACUGUUGAUGUCAAGCCCUUCACUCCCAAACUCAAAAAUUGUCCAACUUGUUACUUGUGAUGAUAAAAAAAUCGAUUUUGGUUCCAUAGCUAAAGCUUUUGGGUUAGACCCAUCAACGGUGAAGUUGAAUGGUUACUUUAUAAGUAGAGGGGUUGAUUUUUUCUCUUCCUCUCUCACUUGGAACUGUCUUCUCCCUUUCUUCUCUUCUAAGGGACUGUCUACUGGGAAACAUAAUCAUGAUGCUCUUCUUGUCACUGGAAAAGUGGUGAACAGAGGGGGACAUGAGUCACAAGAUUUUCAAAAUGGGAUUAUCAAGGUGAUAGAAACUGAGCAUGAUAGUAGCAAUAGAGGAAAUCAACUUGAAGAUAUCAACUUGCAGAAGAAUAAAAAGUUCAGAGAGAGCAAACCAGGUGAGGUUUUGAAUGUCCUAAACUGCAAGAGAAAGCAACUAUCUGAAGAUGUCAACCAGUUCAAGAAGCUAAAAAUAAACGAGGACAAGUUUGAUAUUCAAGAUAAAGUCGAUAAAAUUCCUGGAAGCAUUUCUCGAAGCCAGUUUACAUGCAGUUAUACAAAUAAGAAUCUCAAGCGGAUAAGAGACGAUGAGAUUGUAGUAGCUAAUUACAAAAGGAUUAGAUAA
This is a messenger RNA of Lathyrus sativus (Indian pea), 678 nucleotides long. The record is from the annotation of a GenBank genome assembly. Lineage: Eukaryota; Viridiplantae; Streptophyta; Magnoliopsida; Fabales; Fabaceae.